Messenger RNA from Musa acuminata AAA Group (dessert banana), 1191 nucleotides. RefSeq names its product pectinesterase-like. The coding region runs from base 1 to 1170 and encodes 389 amino acids. Gene Ontology annotation, biological process: cell wall modification. Gene Ontology annotation, molecular function: pectinesterase activity; pectinesterase inhibitor activity. The transcript is spliced from 2 exons. The record is from RefSeq and is a predicted model, not a curated record. Lineage: Eukaryota; Viridiplantae; Streptophyta; Magnoliopsida; Zingiberales; Musaceae.
AUGAAGGACGGCCUUGUCACGGCCUCUCAGGUCACCAGCAAUGCCAUUGCCAUCGUCGAUGGGCUCAGUUCAUUAUUCAAGAACUUCCAAGUCCCCAUCAACGCGACCAAUAUCGCCAGCCGCCGGCUACUGUCUCAGGGGAGCGAUGCCAAGGGUUAUCCCACGUGGUUCUCGGCCCAUGACAGGAAGCUCUUGGCUGUCAAUGCGAGAGGUGAGUUGAAGCCUAACAUGGUGGUAGCUCAGGAUGGGAGUGGAGACUAUAAGACUAUCAACGCUGCCCUCAAUGCCAUGCCCAAGAAGUAUACAGGCCGCUAUGUGAUCUACGUCAAGUCCGGGAUCUACGAGGAGAAUGUCAUCGUCACCAAGGACAAGGUGAACGUGUUCAUGUACGGUGAUGGACCAAGGAAGACAGUCGUGACUGGCAGCAAGAACAACGUCGAUGGCGUUCAAACCAUGAAUACUGCGACCUUCGCUACCGAAGGGCAGGGCUUUAUUGGCAAGUAUAUGGGGUUCAGCAACACCGCAGGACCAGAGAAGCACCAAGCCGUGGCGCUUCGUGUGAAAGGGGACAUGUCAGCCUUCUUCAACUGUCGUAUGGAUGCGUUCCAGGACACUCUCUACGUGCAGGCCCAUCGGCAGUUCUACCGCAACUGUGUGGUAUCGGGGACUGUUGACUUCAUCUUCGGUGACUCCUCCACCAUUCUUCAAAACUGCCUCAUCGUGGUGCGGCGCCCCAUGGACAAUCAACAGAACACGGUGACAGCACACGGACGACAGGAGGAGAAGGAAGAUACCGCACUUGUGAUCCAAAACUGCUGCAUCGUCCCCGACAAGCGCUUGUUCCCUGACAGGUUGAAGAUCCCCAGCUACCUUGGUCGGCCUUGGAAGGCAUACUCGAGGACCAUCAUCAUGGAUUCCACCAUCGGCGACUUGAUCAAACCGGAGGGAUGGUUGCCAUGGGAUGGCGACCAGUUGUUGAAGACACUGUUCUAUGCCGAAUAUGGCAACCGUGGGCCCGGUGCCGUGACCAGCGGCAGGGUGAAUUGGCCUGGGUUUCAUGCCAUCAACAGGCAGACGGCCCAAGCGUACACAGUGAAUUCCCUAAUCCAAGGUCACCACCGGUGGAUCAAGUAUUCGGGCAUACCCUAUUUUGGUGGGUUUAAAAAUUGAUGUCCUUCCUAUCUUGCAUGC